GGUGUCUGCUGAAGAAAACGGGACAGAGGUGUAGUGAGAGGCCGACACAGGGGUUCAUUUAUUUUCCCCGGGAGAUUUUACUGAAUUGCACCAGCGGACUUCAGAAUUCAGAAUGUCAAUGAUCGUCAGCGCCGAGGAGAUGGAGGAGAUCAGGGAGGGAUUCCAGAAAGUGGAUUUGGAUGGUAAUGGGUACAUCUGCGCCUCUGAACUCGGAAAUCUGUUCAGUGAGGUGGGCUGUUCUAUGCCUGGAUACCAGAUCCGAGAACUCAUCCAGAAGCUGGACAAAAACAACGACAGCCACAUCGACCUUGAAGAGUUCACGACUAUCUUCAAGGAUUUGAAGAACGACUCCAAGGCCAAGGAAUUCAGAAAAGCUCUCAACAAGAAAGAAGGCAUUGUCGCCAUCGGGGGCACAAGUGAGAUCUCCAGUGAAGGAACCCAACAUUCAAUAUCUGAGCAGGAGCGCUAUGCCUUCGCAAACUACAUCAGCUCUUCUCUGGAGAAGGAUCCAGACUGUCAAAACAUCCUGCCUAUCGACCCCAACACUAAAGCUCUGUUCACAGCAGUGGCCGACGGCAUCGUACUUUGCAAACUCAUCAACCUCUCAGUUCCUGACACCAUCGACGAGAGAACCAUCAAUAAGAAGAAACUCACGGCUUUCACCACUCAGGAGAAUCUGAACUUGGCCCUGAAUUCAGCUUCGGCCAUCGGCUGCCAAGUUGUUAAUAUUGGAGCUCAAGAUCUGAAGGAGGGAAAACCUCACCUGGUGCUCGGCCUCCUCUGGCAGAUCAUUAAGAUCGGACUGUUUGCGGAUAUCGAGCUGAGCCGUAAUGAAGCUUUAGCAGCGUUGUUGGAGGAAGGGGAGACUCUGGAGGACUUGAUGAAGCUCAGUCCUGAGGAGCUGCUGCUGCGUUGGGCAAAUUUCCAUCUGAAGAAAGUGGGCAUGACCUUAACAAACUUUUCUGGAGAUGUUAAGGACUCCAAGGCGUACUUCCACCUGCUCGAGCAGAUUGCACCAGAUGGAAGCAAAGAGGAUGCUCCACGGGUUGAGAUCGACAUGACUGGUCUUUACGAGAAGGAUCUCUCAAAGAGAGCAGAGUGCAUGCUCAAGCAGGCUGACCGCCUCGGCUGCCGCCAGUUCGUAACUGCUACUGAUGUAGUGGGUGGAAACUCAAAGCUGAACAUGGCCUUUGUAGCCACACUCUUCAACAAACACCCAGCUCUCACCAAACCAGAGAACCAAGACUGGAAUCUGGAGAGUGAGACCCGGGAGGAGAGAACCUUCAGGAACUGGAUGAACUCUCUUGGAGUCAAUCCAUUUGUUCACCGUAUCUACGGUGAUCUGCAGGAUGCCAUGGUUAUUCUCCAGCUGUAUGAAAGGAUCAAGGUGCCAGUGAACUGGGAGGCAGUCAACCAACCUCCAUUCAAACCUGUAGUGGGGCAUUUAAAAAAGAUAGAGAACUGUAACUAUGCCGUGAAGCUGGGUAAGGAAGAGGCUGGUUUCUCGCUGGUGGGAAUAGCUGGACAGGAUCUCUAUGAUGGAAAUGCAACUCUAACUUUGGCGCUGGUGUGGCAGCUGAUGAGGAGGUACACUCUAAAUAUUCUUGAAGACCUGGGAGAUGCUGCAGGAGAUGAUCUGAUCAUUUCCUGGGUCAACAAAACUCUGUCUGAGAGCGGCAAGAGUUCCUCAAUCAGAAGCUUUAAGGACAAAUCCAUCGGUACCAGCAUGCCUGUGCUCGACUUGAUCGAUGCCAUUCAGCCAAAGAGUGUGAACUUCGAGCUGGUUAAAACAGAAAAUCUGUCGGACGAAGACAAACUGGACAAUGCCAAGUAUGCUGUUUCCAUGGCGAGGAAGAUUGGGGCAAAAGUCUACGCUCUCCCUGAAGACUUGGUGGAGAUCAACCAGAAAAUGGUGAUGACCAUCUUCGCCUGCUUGAUGGGGAGAGGCAUGAAGCGAGCGUAACCCCCCCACCCCCACCCCCCUCUCCCCCUGCCCGUUUGAUUGGAUGACACAUGAAGAGAGUGAACAUAGCUGUACAACAUAGUUGUGUUGCAGCUUUUCUGGUUCGGGAUACACAGAAGUGUCGCUUUAUUGCAUCUAUAACACAUUUAACUUUUAGAAACGGCAAUAAACAUUUGUUGGUACAUACACAAGCUUUAGUUCAUGGAGCUUGUGUUUUGCAGACGAUUAGACAGUUAGCAUUGAAGUGGGACAUAAGUCUUACCUCAGGGGUUUUUGGUUUUACAGUUUUACAUCAGGAAACUUCUGAGCUUGAGUGAAUGACAGUGUCACAACAACAAAGCCUCAGCUCUCCAUACUGGUUAAGCGAUAGUCCAGGGUCUGCCCAGUGCAUUCUGGGAUUGACUUCUUCCUGCCUGUGACCCUAAGUGUAUUCUGUUUAUUUUGAAUGGAGAAACUUAAUAAUGCCCCCUUAAAGGUCACAUAUUGUGCAAAAUACACUUUACAAUGGCUAUGUAACACUCAAAUGUGUUAUUUAGCUUUUCUACAAACCCCUCUAAUUAUGACAUUUAAUGUUUUGCCUUCUCUUACUUGUGUGGAAAAUGUGUUCAAACAGGCCGUUUGUCGAUUUUACCUUCAUGACAUCACAAAGGGCAGUAACCCCUCCCCCAGGUGGGUGACACAACUGGGUGUUUGUUCUUGCCCUCUGAGUCUGCCUUUUUAGUGUAAACCAAAGGACAUGGUGCGAAAAGCCCAAGCCUGUCCAGAGAGGGGCGUGGUCAAACACAGCUCAUUUACAUUUAAAGCUACAGGCACAGAAACAGACUGUUCUGAGCAGGGCUAAAAUGGAGGGGUUUAUAGACAAAAUCAAAUACAGCAUCAGAGUUGAUCUAUAACAAGAAACUUCACAGACAUGUUGUGGGGGAGCUCUGAGACUUAUUUAAACUGGUUGAAAAAGGAGAAUGUAUGUGACCUUUAAUAUCAAACAAAACCUUUACGUGGUGACAUUUACAGUUCUUUACAAACAUUUAAGUUAUUUUUUCUAGUAUUUGGUCCAAUAUUUCUGAAGUCUUGCUUCUGUGUUCUCACAUUAUCCCCUCAGGCUUCCCUAAAGCUCUCUUCCUGAUGAUACACUCAUGUCUGCUCUAUCCUACCUGUGCCCACCUGUGUACUGUAUGAGUGCUUAUUUCCCUUAAGCAAUAAAACGAUUAUCUUCACGAAUACCUUUACGCCUUUCUUAAAUAUAUGACCAAAGCUGUGCUAGGUCAAAGGCAUUUUAUGGCUUUGUACUUGAAACCAUUUAACUAAAUACCUUAAUUUUCCAAUCUUUUUAGUUGAUUAACUUGUGCAUUUGUGCUCAUCAGAAAGGAAUCAUAAUGAGAUGUUAAGGGACUAUUAUGAGGAAAAUUAUUGAGGAUUUAACAUAAGGGAUAUGUUUGAGUAUAUGUAGUGGAUCAUCUCGAAGGACUUUCAAGGUGGCAAACAUCCCGUAAAACUGACUCAGCAGCAUCAACACCAUCAAAUGGAAAUGUCUUACUAUUAACAUUAGCUCAUAAAACUGGUAAUUCUUCAUUGUCUUAAAUCAUGCAUGUACUCCAUAAAUCUGACAUGAAUCCAUUCAUAUCUGAGAGAUUCCUAUUUAUCCAUUAAUCAAUCAGAUGUGCAGUUUCAUUUCAAAGGUCUUUUAAUCACAAAAUGUUUUUUCCCCCUUUCUGAGGAUUUCUUUUACUCCUAAGAAAGACUUGAUUUGUGCAGAAAACCUGAAGCAUGUCCCUGUCAACUAUCAUAACUCAACUCUCUGGUAUUAGACACUUAAAUAAACCGCAUAAAAAUCUC
Messenger RNA from Labrus bergylta (ballan wrasse), 3796 nucleotides. Its product is annotated as plastin-3. Lineage: Eukaryota; Metazoa; Chordata; Actinopteri; Labriformes; Labridae. Gene Ontology annotation, cellular component: actin filament; cytoplasm; actin filament bundle. Gene Ontology annotation, molecular function: calcium ion binding; actin filament binding. Gene Ontology annotation, biological process: actin filament bundle assembly; actin filament network formation. The record is from RefSeq and is a predicted model, not a curated record.